Molecule: messenger RNA, 1872 nt
Organism: Pelobates cultripes (western spadefoot toad)
Lineage: Eukaryota; Metazoa; Chordata; Amphibia; Anura; Pelobatidae
Source: the annotation of a GenBank genome assembly
GCACCUGAUAGGGAGCUAAGUAUCUAUACAGGUAUCCCCUCUGCAGUCAGGGGAGAGCUACAUCCCUAGAGGAUAUACUGCUAGGAUUAACUUUUCACCCAGCUGCCCUAAAACGGGCCCUCAAUCAGUGCACCACAAAAAGCACCCUACUCAAGGACAAAGAACUAAAAGUAUAACCAACUGAAGUCUGAAUUGUUCAUGACAUUUAUUCCUCCUCCUUUUCAAUCCCUAAACGUUCGGUUUACAGUACCCAUAUAGAUUCAGGGUACAUUCCUUGAGAGGAUUUCUUUCACUCACAAGGAAGCACUUCUUCAACCUAUACUGGAGCAUUGGACCUAAGGACACCCCUUUGUAUUUCUUAUUUCUAGAAACUGAAUUUAAUGCACCACCAUGGGCAAGGUACUUUCCAAGAUAUUUGGCAACAAGGAAAUGAGGAUCUUGAUGCUCGGUCUUGAUGCUGCUGGGAAGACCACCAUCCUGUAUAAACUAAAAUUGGGACAGUCUGUCACAACUAUACCAACUGUAGGUUUCAAUGUAGAGACAGUGACUUACAAAAAUGUAAAGUUCAACGUGUGGGAUGUGGGGGGCCAGGACAAGAUUCGACCCCUCUGGCGGCACUACUAUACUGGCACACAAGGCCUUAUAUUUGUGGUGGACUGUGCGGACAGAGACCGUAUUGAUGAGGCUAGGCAAGAGCUCCAUCGCAUUAUCAAUGACAGGGAGAUGAGGGACGCCAUCAUCCUAAUAUUUGCCAAUAAACAAGACCUCCCUGAUGCCAUGAAACCCCAUGAAAUCCAGGAGAAACUUGGUCUGACACGAAUCAGGGAUAGAAAUUGGUAUGUGCAGCCAUCCUGUGCAACCAGCGGGGAUGGGCUCUAUGAAGGACUUACAUGGCUAACCUCCAACUACAAAUCUUAAUGACUAAUAGAGGUCCCGCAGGCAAUUUAAGCUAUUACUUCUCAGAAGAUAUUAAAUAGGGGGAGAGGAAGAGAAGUAAUGACAUCGGAUUAACAUGAUCUGAAUGAUCACCUCUUUAAAUUACAAGGAGAUAUGGGCUGGAAUACUUUAAAAAUAUCUAUAUGAAAAUAUAUUAUUUUUUGCUUUGCUGUAGGAUCUAAUUUCCCAAAUUUCCAGACGUAUAAAUGAAGCGACUAUGAAAUUGAAAUUACCGAACCAUUCUUUAUCUUUAGGCUCAAACAAAAUGGUUUGGUUUGAGGGAUACAUGCUUAGUUUCCAGUUCUGCUUUUUUCCUCUUAAACUUUGUUUGCAUAUGUUGUAUUUCUGCCUUUUUUUUUUUUUUUGCAUUCAUACAGGGUAUGUUGCUAGAUCUAUUUCAACUAGUAAACUUAAAAAUUAUAUUCUUUCAAAAUCACCCUGCAGUUUGUCAUUUAUGCAAAAACUGGUGUUUUUGUUUAGCAUUUAUCAGACUUAUUAGAAAUCUUCGUAUUAAUUUAAUUAACUUACAAUUAAGUUGAUUAACUGUAUUGCAUCCCAUCUGCCAUAAUCGAAGUCUGAAUUAUUGAAAUUCUCAUACAUAAGCCAUGCAUGAAUAGACUUAAUUCAAAUUAUCCUGAUUAAUGUUACAAAGCAAUGGUGAAAUAGGUGUGUGGCAUUUUGAGGAUCAUACAGUGAUCAGAAAAUUUUGUCAAAUCUGUCAUUUGUUUUGGCCUGCCCGUUCGUGUACAUAGAAGAGGGCUCUGUUAAUAUGUAGCAAUACUUAAAAUUAUGCAAAGAUCAUCACAUUGGAAGAAAUUAAUUCUGUAAAGCACAACUUUGUAAUUCAUUGCAAAGCUUAUUUGACUCUUAGUAAUCUUAUCUGCCUGAUUCUGUGUUAAAAAGGUACAUUGCUCCAAAAAGCGUCUUCAAAUAUAU